AUGACUUGCAACCACAAGUGGAGAUCAUACAAAAAGAGGCUUAAAAAGAAUUUCUUGGUCAAUGAGAAUGAGAGAAAUCCACUUGAAACCUACUCAUAUUUGGAAAAGACUGCAUCGCAAAAAUUUAAGGAAAGGAUAUCAUCAAAGGAAUUCCAGAUAGAUGUCAAAAAUUUGUUGUCGGGUCCCGGAGAGGAUUUGUUGACUAUGCCGAUAGGACCGGAGCACCCUGGUCGCACUAGGGCGAUGGGGCAUGAUAUUGGCUUAAGAAAAGGGAUGCAAGGACUUGACAAAAAAAAGAGGAAAGCCGUGGACAAAGAAGUUGUUAGUAAGAUGCAAGUCCAGUUAGAUGAAGUUGUGACCCAAUUGGCAGAGUUAAGAACAUUGUCUGUGAUGCAAGAGUCUAGGAACCAAGUCCCGAAUAAUGUAUGCUUCGGUGUUCAAAAGAAUAGGCCUGGUUCGAUGUCGACAUUGGAUGCUUUAGAUACGAUAAAGGCUAUUACUCAUUGUGAUUUGGUGUUACCUUAUGGUGAUAUGAACCAAAAUAAUGAUGGGUUAAUUCACUCACUUCCUUUACGCGAAAAUCAGUUGAAGGUUAUGAUAGACAACAUAUAUGAAAAAUAUAAAGGCAUUCAUGUUCCUGUGAUGAAAAAUGAAGUUGGAACAACAAAGCAAGGUGCCAUCAUAACAACAAAUUCAAACCACAAGUGCGUGACCAUCAACUGUAAAGGUUGUUAUCGAAAAAACAUGCCUAACCAAAAGAUCAACAAACCAAGGCAAAUAGAAUCACUUCGUGACCUUUUGAAGACCAACCUAGUGGUUCAUGUGGUAGCUGAUGCUGGACAUCUAGAAGUUGGGGCGUUUGAUUUUUCAGUUACAUAUGAAGAUUAUUAUCGUUUGUUGAAAAAACAAACAACUGAGUUGUCCAUCAUAACAACUUGGCAUAUCCUUCUACACUUAAUGCUUCAGAAACGUAUGGGCGUGCUUCCCUAA
This is a messenger RNA of Lactuca saligna, 990 nucleotides long. The record is from the annotation of a GenBank genome assembly. NCBI's taxonomy places the organism in Eukaryota, Viridiplantae, Streptophyta, Magnoliopsida, Asterales, Asteraceae.